AUGCGGAAAGUGAAGGAAUUUCUUAAUUAUGCGGAAGCAGAAGUAAGGUCCUUGGCUUCAUUCUAUUCAGGAGUGGGAAGAAACGUGGAUGGCUUAAUUCGCUACUUUGGUGAAGACCCUGCUAAGUGCCAUUUUGAAAAAGUGGUGGCGACUCUUCUAGAUUUUGUAAGACUGUUCAAUCGUGCGCGUGAAGAAAACGAAAAACACUUCGAGGAGGAAGCCAAGAAGAAUGCUGAAAAGGAGAAAACGUAA
Molecule: messenger RNA, 252 nt
Organism: Thlaspi arvense
Lineage: Eukaryota; Viridiplantae; Streptophyta; Magnoliopsida; Brassicales; Brassicaceae
Source: the annotation of a GenBank genome assembly